CAGUACUUACUUGCAUAGUUAUCAAAAACAAACACAAUUACUUCUGCAAUAAAAUUGUACGCAUUAUUUAAGUUUAAUUUUUUUUAAAGCUUUCAAUUUUACCUCAAAAUGGAUGGACCCAUUAUAUCAAUAUAUGAUAUGCUCAGGAAGCGCUAUCGCCAGCAAAAAAAAGAAGAGCAACUGCAGCAAGAGAUCUUUCCUAUCGAUGGGCGACGUCCAACGUAUCCAACUCGAAAAACUGAGGCCAAGAAACUCAAAAUGAAGUCAAGUCGCAGCAAAAUGGUUUCCACACCCAAAGAAAAAUCUACCAAGAUAACGAGCAAUGUAGUGACAGCGACGCAUUUGACCAAGAAACGUUCCCGCAUGCUGAUCCCUGCUUUGGCUAAGAAGGAAGUGCUCAACGAUCUGAUCGAACGCAUGACAAAGCCAGCGAAAAAGUCCGAGGAGAAGCUGAUCAACGAAUCAUCGGGCUCCACAGAGUCAACACUGAACACAGUUGUAACUGUUCUGAAGAAGACGAAACCCGCAGUGCCAGCAAAACCAAAUGUUGUAAAAAUGUUACCAGGCAGCGCUUCGACUGCAGCGCGACGUCGCCUGGCUUUAUCACCACGUAAUAUGAACACUUUGGCCACUCCAAAACUAAAGCGAGAGAAGCAGUUGAAGCCCAAAGCAAUGCGCAAAAAUGAUGCAAAUAAUCCCACAGAUGCUUUGCGUCCAAAGCGACGUCUGCAAACUAACAAAUCGAUGAGCUUGAUGCAGGUCAAAUCGGAGCUAAAGCCAGAUUCCAAUGCAGAAGAUAAUGCUAUGCGUUAUCGUCUUUGAAUUUCUUAGUUUUACCUUUUGAGUUCCGAUUGGAAUGCUUAAAUUUAAAGUUAAAUCACUUAAAAUGUAAUACAGCAAAAAAAUACUUAAGAUAUUU
Molecule: messenger RNA, 919 nt
Organism: Drosophila albomicans
Lineage: Eukaryota; Metazoa; Arthropoda; Insecta; Diptera; Drosophilidae
Exons: 1
Coding region: 109-822 (237 amino acids)
Source: RefSeq, a predicted model, not a curated record